AUGAAAGCCCUCGCGAAACUUCAAGCAGUCGCGAUAAAGUUCACUGACGAAGAGAAAGCGUAUUUCAAAUCGCAUCCGUAUGUCCCAAUGUUUGAGGCAGUAUUUAAUCUCAAUAAACAGGCCCCGUUCAUCGCGAUGGUGCGCCAGAUUGCAGGAGAGCAACUGAAAGAUCAAGUCGACCAACUGGAAGGUAUUCUUCCCGAGUUGGUGGAUGUAAAAAUACUCGAGGAACUGCCAAAAUCACUAGGUAGUUUAAAUGCUAGCUUUCAUUCUACAUUUUCGGGUGGGAGUGAAUGGAGGUUGCAGUUAGCUGCGGCUUAA
Molecule: messenger RNA, 321 nt
Organism: Cooperia oncophora
Lineage: Eukaryota; Metazoa; Nematoda; Chromadorea; Rhabditida; Trichostrongylidae
Source: the annotation of a GenBank genome assembly